AUGAGCGUAUUGGCAGCUGCUCGCUACGGCAAGGACAAUGUCCGCGUGUGCAAGGUGGACCGCGAUGAGAAGACCGGCAUCCAGACGGUCGUGGAGAUGACCGUAUGCGUCCUGCUGGAGGGCGACAUCGAGACCUCUUACACCAAGGCCGAUAACAGCGUCGUUGUCGCAACCGACUCAAUCAAGAACACCGUCUUCAUCACAGCCAAGCAGAACCCCGUAUCCCCACCGGAGCUGUUCGGCUCGAUCCUGGGCACACACUUCAUCGAGAAGUACAGCCACAUCCACGCGGCGCACGUUAACAUCGUUACCCACCGCUGGGUACGCAUGGAGAUCGACGGCAAGCCACACCCGCACUCGUUUAUCAAGCCUGGCUCCGAGACGCGCAACGUGCAAGUCGACGUCAUCGAAGGAAAGGGCAUCGACAUCAAAAGCUCUAUCAGAGGCCUGACCGUGCUGAAGAGCACCGGUUCCCAGUUCUGGGGUUUCGUCCGCGACGAAUACACGACCCUCAAGGAGACCUGGGACCGUCUCCUCAGCACUGAUGUCGCCGCGGACUGGCAGUGGCGCCGCUUCGCUGGUCUUGCCGAUGUCAAGACACACGUUGAGAAGUUCAAUGCUGCUUGGGAGGCGGCCCGCGCUAUUACCCUCAAGACCUUUGCUGAGGAUAACAGUGCCUCCGUCCAGGCGACUAUGUACAAGAUGGGAGAGCAGAUUCUUGCUGUUGAGCCUCUCUUGGAGACUGUUGACUAUGCGUUGCCUAAUAUCCACUUCUUCGAAGUUGAUCUCAGCUGGCACAAGGGUAUCAAGAACACCGGCAAGGAUGCCUCGGUGUACGCCCCCCAAUCCAACCCCAACGGUCUUAUCAAGUGCACCGUUGGCCGCGCUGGCCCAAAGGCUAAGCUGUAA
Messenger RNA from Penicillium roqueforti, 909 nucleotides. Its product is annotated as urate oxidase. Bases 1 to 909 code for a protein of 302 amino acids. The record is from RefSeq and is a predicted model, not a curated record. Gene Ontology annotation, molecular function: urate oxidase activity. The transcript has 3 exons. NCBI's taxonomy places the organism in Eukaryota, Fungi, Ascomycota, Eurotiomycetes, Eurotiales, Aspergillaceae. Gene Ontology annotation, biological process: purine nucleobase catabolic process; urate catabolic process. Gene Ontology annotation, cellular component: peroxisome.